This is a messenger RNA of Physella acuta, 4857 nucleotides long. RefSeq names its product putative N-acetylgalactosaminyltransferase 9. The record is from RefSeq and is a predicted model, not a curated record. Lineage: Eukaryota; Metazoa; Mollusca; Gastropoda; Physidae. Gene Ontology annotation, biological process: protein O-linked glycosylation. Gene Ontology annotation, molecular function: polypeptide N-acetylgalactosaminyltransferase activity. Gene Ontology annotation, cellular component: Golgi apparatus.
AGCAGUGGAUUCCUAGAUUCUAGAUAGAUCUAUAUCUAGAUCGAUACCUAGAUCUAGUCUAAUCAUUCUAGAUCUCUAAAUCUACUCCACAGAUCUAGAUUCUAGAUCUAUAUUCAGUCCUGUAUGGUGUAGCCUAUUUUUUUUUUAAAAACCCUAUUGUAGAAGAAUGAGUAUGCUUUCCAGAUAUAUACGAAGGAGACGUUCGACAAUUUUGUUUUUUAUACUUUUGAUGACAUUGCUCAUUGGGCUGGCAUACUACUUUGACUUGAUCAACUUCUCUGCUGCUGGGUUAACCCAGUACUCUGUGAGGUACAUCCGCUACCAGAGAUACAAACAGUCAGAGCCGUACCGUGAGGGUCAUGGUGAACAGGGUGCAGCUGUGUUGUUGGAGGGGGAGGAGAAGAAGCUGGCCGACAGCCUCUUAGAUAAAGAAGCUUUCAACAGGAUUGCUAGUGACAAAAUAUCUUUAGAAAGAUCUCUUGUUGAUGUCCGAGAUUCGAGGUGCAGAUCAAUAGAGUACCCUAAGAAACUGCCAAAAGCCAGCGUGGUGAUUAUAUUCCACAAUGAAGCUUGGUCCCCACUACUGAGGACAGCCCAUAGUGUUGUCAAUAGAUCACCCCCAGAUUACCUGCACGAGGUGGUCUUGUUAGAUGACUUCUCUGAUAAAGAUUUCCUGAAAGAGAAGUUGGAGAACUACAUAGCCGACACUUGGCCUGAUGGAGUAGUUCGUCUAGUGCGCACGACUGAGAGAUCAGGACUCAUCAGGGCAAAGAUAGCCGGUGCCAAAGCAGCAACAGGGGAUGUGCUGAUAUUUUUAGACUCACACUGUGAGGUCAACACUGGCUGGAUUGAACCUUUACUGAACAGAAUACAUGAAGAUCGCACAGCUGUUCUGUGUCCUGAGAUUGAUUUGAUUGAUAAAAAUACACUCCAGUAUGGUGGCACAGGCAGCGCCAGUGUGGGUGGCUUUUGGUGGAGCUUGCAUUUCUCCUGGAGGCCCAUGCCCAACCGCGAGGUACAGAGGCGCAGUUCUCCAAUAGAGCCAUAUAGGAUUGAGCCUUUGUUGAGUCGAAUAGCUGAGGACAGGACCGCAGUGCUUUGUCCAAUAAUAGACGCAAUAGAUGACAAGACUCUAGAGUAUUCUAGUAAUGGUGGCUAUCAGAUAGGUGGCUUCACCUGGAGCCUUCACUUCACCUGGCAGGAUGGCAGCCCCAGGGCUGUAGAUAAUCCUGCGUAUACCACACCUGUACGAUCCCCUACCAUGGCUGGGGGCUUGUUGGCCGUAGAGCGCAAUUUUUUCUUUGAAAUUGGAGCUUAUGAUCCUGGCAUGGCUGUAUGGGGAGGUGAAAAUCUGGAGCUGUCGUUUAGGGUAUGGAUGUGUGGGGGCAAGCUGGAGUUUGUUCCUUGUUCUCGUGUGGGUCACAUAUUCAGGUCCAGUCACCCUUACACAUUUCCAGGUAAUGUAGAUACCCAUGGCAUAAACUCAAUGCGUUUAGCUGAGGUGUGGAUGGAUGACUAUAAGAGAUUAUUCUACACACAUCGCAGAGACCUGCUGUCACAAGACUAUGGGGACAUAUCAGAGAGGAAAGCUCUACGUGAGAGAUUAAAGUGUAAGAGUUUUAAAUGGUACCUAGACAAUGUUUACCCAGAAAAGUUCAUCCCUGAUGAGAAUGUCCAGGCAUGGGGUAUGGUGCGCAAUCCAGAAUCUAGCCUCUGUCUGGACACUUUACAAAAAGAUGAGAAGUCUGUCUUUGACAUUGGCAUGUUUUUUUGCCAGAAUGGAGGAAGUGCUAGUCAGGUGUUUUCUCUCACACAUGAAGGCCAGCUGAGAAGGGAGGAGGCUUGUCUGGAAGCAAGUGGUUCUAGUGGCAGCCAUGUUUCACUGAUGCCUUGCCACGGCUCAUCAAGUCAACAGUGGAUACAUGAUAAAUCAAAGAACACAGUGAUCCACAAGUCAUCAAACAAAUGUUUAGACACGGGAGGCAACAAAAGUGGUGAACUAGUUGUAAUCAACACAUGUGAUGACAGACUAUCUCAGAAGUGGACAAUGCAGCAUUAUCUGGCCACAGCUGUCUAGUGUUUCUGAGUUUCUUAACAGGGCAGUAUCACGGUUUUAUUUUGUUUAGCUAAUACAGAGCUUUUAUUACACCUGAAAUUAAUGAUUUAUGCAAGCUGUGAUAUAGAAUUGUUUUUCGCUUGGAAUUCCUUCAUUUUCUCAUUUUGAUUAUUUUAAAGUUGAAAACUGCUGAAUAUUUUUAAAGGUUUAUUUUUAACCUUGAGGUUUAUGAUUUACCAAAUGAAAAUUUGUUUUGUUUUGUUAAGUGCUAAGAUGUAGUUCUAUUUAAUCAAUUCUAAAGUUGUGACUUGUUUUAAAAAUAUUUUAUCAUUUAGAUUUCUAUAUAAUAAAACUGCCAGUCUUCAAUAUAGUUAGAGUUAAACAUUGGUCUUGUUGUAAACAUUUUUAGUGACCUAUACUGUUGUUAACAAGGUGUAGAUUGAAGAAUAAGAUUUACUUGUGCUCAAUUUAAUUAGUAAAUUCAAACUUGUCAAAUUACUUUAUUUUUUUUUUAAUGAAAUAGACUUAAAAAUUACACAAUAAUGAAAUUAUCAUCACUUUUUUAUAAGAGCUCAGAAAGAUGUUUUUUGUUUGGUUUCCAGAAAAAUGCACAAUCUGAAAACUGCGCAACAAAUAACUGCGCAAACAGAAAAAUGCGCAAAUUCAAAUUGAUUAUACUAAUAUUUUGUGGAAAUAUGUUUUAUCAUGCUUCAGUGUACAUUUAGUCACACUUUGUUAAUGUCUAUAAAAGCUCAAUUUAAGAAAACAUAUUUUCCCUUGCACACUUUUUUGUGAGCAAUCUUUCGUUGUGCAGUUUUCCAUUGCUCAUCUUUCCGGUCACGUUAUUGUUUUACUACUUAUUACUUCCCCUUUGCAUAAUACUUUUAUUUCACUUAUAUGAAUAUGCAUGUAAAUUUUUAAAACAUAUUUUACUAGAUUUCAUAUUUUUUGUUGUAUUUAAAAAAAAUGAGGUUUUUGGUUUGCUAAAUUAAACUAUGGCAAAACUUAAAAUGUGUAGUUGGCAUUACAAUGUACUGGAAUAGUUUUUUACAAAACUUUUACUUAUUGUUAGUUGCACCUUCUUUAGGUUUCUAUGGUUACGUAUGCAUAAAAAUUGUGAUACUAAUUAUGUGUGUUGAUUUGACCAGAAAUGUGCCUUUCUUAGUUGACAGUGUUCUAUUUAGAGAACCUGAGAUAGCAAUAGAAACAAUCAUUAGAUAAAUUAUUUCUUGUUGAAGAGUUACCUGUUUCAUCAUGCUGAUCUUUUCACUUGGCUACCCGUAUGUUGUUAUCCUCAUUUAUAAAAUAAUCUCUCUUAUCAUUUAUCAUUUAUAUUAUAUAACACCAUCAAGUACAUCAAUUUUUGUGUCACCAUGUAUCUCAUUUAUCACCAUUUAUCACAUGUACCACCAUAAAGUACUAUUGUUACAGUUUAUGACAUGUAACACUAUUAAGUACUAUUGUUACAGUUUAUGACAUUAACUUGACUGACCUCAGAUUCAGCAUGUAAGCAAGCAUCACCUGAGUGUUUGUGAUCCUCUCAGAUAGACAUGAGAUAUACAUACCCUCUAGUCCAGAGUGUUAGUCUGUAUCUGUGUCAGUGAGACUUGUGAUGUCACGCACUUGUCAUUAUGACAUGGCUGAAGUCACUGACAUGUGUCAUUCAUUUCUUUGAUUUUGAUCCUGAAUUCUAGUCUUGUCUCACAGUCAUAGUACCAUCUGUUGUCAAUAAAGUUAAGGCAAUUAAAUAUUUAAGCUUACUUUAUCUCCAAACAUUUUUAUUAAAGUAUAUUUUUAUCAAUAUAUGAUGUAGUCCCAUGUGUAAAAUAGAAGUAAAUUUAGUGAGACAGUAAGUGGAUGAAAUAUAGAAAUGUAGUUAUUUUGUUCUAAUGUGUGUUAAAAGACAAUUUUGUGAGUUUACCUAAAAAACUUUGUUGAUUUAAUAAUCAGUGGUAGGGGAGGUAACUCACUUAAAUAUUAUUUUGGUAAAGUAGUAUUGAGAUUUGUAAAAAGGGUCAGGGGAAAUAACACUGUUCAACAGUUGAACUUACUAAAAAUAUUUUCUAUUGUUUUAAAUUUAAUCAAAUUUGUUUUAUUUCAAAAGUCAAAUCUUUUAUUUACAAUCAAAAUUUCAUUUAUAUUGCUGCUUUUUUCAUGUAUUUGCUCUUCACAGUUAAAAUUAUUUUUAUUUAUUUUAAUAAAACCUUAGUCUGUUGAGUUAAAUAGGCCUAUAUGGUCAAAAGUUUAUUAUUGUACUCUCUCUCAAUUAUUAGAUCUUAUAUCAAGCCUUCCGUAAUUAAUCUCCCUCCCCCCACCCCUCCCCCCCCCUCCCCGAUGUAUAGGUAGGCUGUAAUACAAGAAAUAUGUAUUCCUUCUGUGUCCACCAGAUCACUUCACCUGUACCAAUGUUGUUAUAAUUUAUUUCAAACAUUCCCUUAUGAAAGCCCAGCUCAUGACAUUUCUUGUUAUCUAAUGACAUCUUAUACCAUUAUCAGGUUACCCUUCCCCCCCCCCCCCCCCCCUUCCCCAUCUUUGUCUGUUAUUAUUUGAACCAUUAAUUACUAUGUAUAACUAAGCUUUGUUACUUAUGCACCAUUUACGUUUACCAUGUAGGUGUGGGUGAUGGUGUUAGAUGUACCAAUGAACAAGUAGCUGUUGUGUUAAUCCUAGAUUGUGUGUUAGGUGAAGUUGUGUUAGCUGUGCACCAUUUACCAUCUAUGUAUGAGCAAUUUGUGGGACAUGGUGAAGGUUCUAGAUGUAUACGUGGACAUGUUGGAAAUAAACUGGUUUUAUUGACAUUG